Messenger RNA from Dichomitus squalens LYAD-421 SS1, 918 nucleotides. RefSeq lists its product as uncharacterized. The record is from RefSeq and is a predicted model, not a curated record. The coding region runs from base 106 to 828 and encodes 240 amino acids. The transcript is spliced from 5 exons. NCBI's taxonomy places the organism in Eukaryota, Fungi, Basidiomycota, Agaricomycetes, Polyporales, Polyporaceae.
GCUUGUCCCAGCUUGUCCCGCCCUUCCGCUCUCGGGACUUCUUGCCAGCGAGGCGACUUGCGUUUACGUUAUCCCACACGUCGGACAGGUUGAGUUUGAUUGACGAUGGGUUGGUUACAAAUUCUCCGUCUCGCCGCCCUCUCGUUCGCCGUCCUGAGCGGUAUCAUUGUCGCGUCCCUCAGUGCGCACAUCACCGCGUUCAUAGAGGAGAACUUCGCCACCUAUUAUGUCUACGCUGCACUGGGCAUCGCCACGGGUGGCCUCACCUUCUUCACGGUCCCCGUUCUACUCCUCGUCGAUUUCCUCCGCACGGGAGCCUUCACUUCGUACAUUAUCGUGGAGCUGAGCUGGUUGUCUGUCCUCUGGGUUCUGUGGCUUGCCACCGGUGCGCUCACCGUGAACGACACCGCCGCGGUGGGCGUCUUCCAGUCAUGCGACUACAUCUUCGUCUGGAUUAACCAGAUCUGCCACGAGACGCAAGCGAUCGAGGCCUUCUCAUUCCUCGCGUGGAUCGUGCUAAUGGGCUACACCGUCACCCUCCUCGUCAUCGCGCUCAUCUCCGCGCGCCGCGGCAAGCCUAUCUGGACGUCCUCCGUGAAGCAGUAUGCGCCCGCCCCGGCGGCGACCGCCCAGCCGGUGAUCUCCCAGCCGGAGUACAAGGCGGACGCCUUCGCGCCCCAGACCGCCCAGCAGCAGCUACUCUACCAGCAGCCACACCAGAACGGUGUGAGCUUCCAGCAGCAGCACCCGCCCCAACCCGCGGCCUCGCCCGUCAGCGUGCCGUCGACAGUUUCGUAUCCCACGCAGCCGUCAUAUCCGCAGGUGUAAGGUUCGGAGUUGUUUCGAAGGGUUGAUUGGGCGUAUUUCCGUGCUUCCUCAACUUCAUCUAUCUAUGAGACGCCUAUCGGUCACUCUACU